CACAAACCGCGAUUCCUGGAAUUCACUUGUAGUCACGCCAAGGUUUUUCGCCAUGCUAUACUCGUGACUAAGGCUGUUAUUCCGAACGCUUUCUGGGGAUGCGAGAAGAAUUUUGAGGUUUUUCAGGGCUGUAUGUGUGUUUAUCUCUCACACGCUUAA
Suillus fuscotomentosus is the source of this 159-nucleotide messenger RNA. RefSeq lists its product as uncharacterized. The transcript has 2 exons. The record is from RefSeq and is a predicted model, not a curated record. The annotation marks the transcript as partial. Lineage: Eukaryota; Fungi; Basidiomycota; Agaricomycetes; Boletales; Suillaceae.